AAUCAAAGUUUAUUGAAAAAAUUAUAUAGCUACAAGAGGUUAACCAGACACCUCUAGAUGUUGCUUGGAACUCAGUUGGAGUAGAUUCUCGUGUAAAAAAUAUAGAGUUGUUAUUGCAAAAUGAAUGUGAAGAUGGAGUUCGCAUGAUUGGUAUUCACGGAGUUGGUUGCAUAGGGAAAACAACUCUAGCAAAAGCUAUUUACAAUCGAAUGUUUCGACUAUUCGAUAGUAGUUGCUUCCUUUCGGAUGUUAGAUCAGAAGCUGAAGAAUUUGGUCUUGUCAAGCUACAAGAGAAACUUCUUCAACAAGUACUCAAAAAUAAGGACAUCAAAGUUGGCAGUGUUGCUCAAGGCAUCAAUCUAAUCAAAGCAAGACUCGAGUCAAAGAAGGUUCUAAUUGUUCUUGAUGACGUGGACCACAAACCAAUUAGAAUCCUUAGCAAGAGAAAGAAGUUGGUUUGGUUCGGGUAGUUUAAUGAUCAUUACCACCCGAGACAAGCGAUUGCUAUGUCUGUUUGGAGAAAAAGAGAGAUAUGAGGCCAAACUAUUAAAUGACAAUGAAACUAGUUGUUGGCAUGCUUUUGACGGUCAUUUUCCACCAGAAGAUUAUGUUAAUUUUGGCACAAGACAUAAUCAAAUAUUCAGGUAGGCUACCAUUAGCUCUUGUGACAUUGGGGUCACAUUUACAAGGAAGUUCUAUAGAAGAAUGGGGAUAUGAAUUAGAAAAACUAAAAUCAAUUCCUCAUUGUGAUAUCCAAAAAAUUCUCAAGAUAAGCUUUGAUGGACUUGAUGAUGAAACACAGACUGUUUUCCUCGAUAUUGCAUGCGCCUUCCAUGGGUUUUAUGAGCAUGAAGUUACUGAAAUGGUAAAUGCAUGUGGCUUUCAUGCUAAAAGUGCAAUUGCAACUUUAGUCCAAAAAUACUUGCUCCAAAGAUCUUGGAAUAUUUUGGAGAUGCAUGAUUUAGUGCGAGAUAUGGGAAGAGAAGUCGUUCGCAUGGAAUCAGCUCGAGAUCCUGGAAAACGGAGUAGAUUAUUCAUCCCGCAAGAAGUUUGUGAUGUUCUACAAGGAAAUAAAGGUUCCAAAAAGGUAGAAGUACUGAAGGUAGAUCGACGAGAAUUUAGGGGAGUGAACUUGAGCACCAAAGCAUUUAAGAAAAAGAAAACCCUUAGGGUUCUUAUAAUGGAUAAGUUACAUAUUAGUGGAGAUUUUGAGUUGUUGUCCAAGGAGCUCAGAUGGUUGUCUUGGAAAAAAUUUCCUUUAAAAUGUAUACCAUCAAAUUUUCCAGUUGAGAAUCUUGUAGUUCUAAAUAUGCGGGAGAGUGAUAUCUAAGAAUUUCAAUUGAAUUUGCAGGUUUGUUACUCAAUUUAACAAUUUCAUGUGUACUG
Nicotiana attenuata is the source of this 1386-nucleotide messenger RNA. RefSeq names its product putative disease resistance protein At4g11170. Gene Ontology annotation, biological process: defense response. Lineage: Eukaryota; Viridiplantae; Streptophyta; Magnoliopsida; Solanales; Solanaceae. The record is from RefSeq and is a predicted model, not a curated record. The coding region runs from base 551 to 1330 and encodes 259 amino acids. The transcript has 2 exons.